Oppiella nova is the source of this 1269-nucleotide messenger RNA. The record is from the annotation of a GenBank genome assembly. NCBI's taxonomy places the organism in Eukaryota, Metazoa, Arthropoda, Arachnida, Sarcoptiformes, Oppiidae.
AUGCAUACAUCGACCGACUUACUCAACGCCAUACAACUGACCGCUAAAUACCGGCGCCGACAGACUCUGGUGAACGUACGGGUCGAACAAGAAGGGUACACUCAUUUACCCGCGUUUACCAUAUGCUACCCCACCCUCAUAUCCAUGGAGCGAAUGGCACAGUGGUUCCCACCUGUCCCAGAUAAGGAUUAUUAUGAUGAUAGAAAUAAGAUACAAUUCUCUAUGCACUCGCCUAAUAUCAUACCCCAACGUAUGGGCCACCAGGCAUUUAUGGAUGUUAAAAUCGGACAAAUGUUAUCCCUAUCAUACAAUCGACAUAAAACGAUCCUGCUACCGGCACCGUACGAUACCAACUGCCAAACUUAUGACGUCACCGGUGUGGAGACCGCACAUAAACUACGUGCCGAUUGUCUAAGUAGUUGCGCGUACAAAAUGUGGUCCCGGUGCCGUAACUGUACCACACACUCCCUGAUCCUAUGGCGCCUGGAUUCACUACCGGGUGAACCUAACCCUCAUAUAUGUAAAUUCGGUGAACAUUAUUUUAGCGACGAUGGUAUCGUGGAGUUAUCAGGGCCAUAUUACGUUGUGCCCGGUGACCAUUGUUUUCGACGUACGAGUGGACAGUUUGACGAUUAUUGCCAACCCCUGUGUCCCGUCGAUUGUGUUCAAAACUAUUACAGUGUGGCGGUAGUCGAUAGGGAACCGGGAAGGUCGGCCUGGUUUAUGUCGGGAACCGGGAGGGUUUAUAUCGGCCUUACUCAUAAUCAAUUGCCCGAUCAGGUGACCCAGCACGUGGAGGAAAUGACGUUUAUAGACUUGCUAGCUAAUAUCGGUGGUAUAUUAGGUUUGUGGGUAGGGUGGUUGGCCGCGCUUAUUAUCAUAAGCAUAGAGGGACCUACAUUUGUGGACUUCCUAUCAUUUGCACUACCCGUUAGCCAGAUCAUUGGCCUGAAGUCUCUAUGGCAUAAAGUGGCACUUUUUGGUUGCAUUCACACGGCAUUUAUCGUAGGCUUUUUUGAGUCUCUAUUUGUGACGGGUAUAUAUUUGUACCUGGCACUAUCACCCCAAAUUAAAGGUACUAGUUCGGGUGUAGGCGCUGGUGAUAUUGAUGUCAUGUCACCCGCACCGCCACCAUAUCCCGGUGGCAAUGAUACCGGUGCUGGAAAUGGUGGCAUAUCUGUAGUCACUUUUCCGAAGCCGUCAUACCCUUAUGGCUAUACUACCCAACCAGGUGCCAAUGCUAAUGUAUUCCUUACUGUUACAAAAUGA